Molecule: messenger RNA, 4944 nt
Organism: Macadamia integrifolia
Lineage: Eukaryota; Viridiplantae; Streptophyta; Magnoliopsida; Proteales; Proteaceae
Product: serine/threonine-protein kinase Nek5-like
Exons: 14
Coding region: 892-4596 (1234 amino acids)
Biological process (GO): protein phosphorylation; microtubule-based process
Cellular component (GO): cortical microtubule
Molecular function (GO): ATP binding; protein kinase activity
Source: RefSeq, a predicted model, not a curated record
UGUCGGCGUAGGACGGAUCAUGGCCAUGAAUGAACAAACUCCAUUAAUGGAUCGUCUGCAUCCUUCACAGUAUCUCACAAAAGUCGGGAGAAGAACAUAAACUCUUCUGUGGACAAAUCACUCUCUAGUCUCUCUCCACUCCGAUCUUUAAGCUAGUUUCGGUUUCUGCAUUUAAUUCAAUUACUUCUUCUGCCUUAACUCUGGUUUAAAUCUCCCUGCCUGUAUAUGGUAUACGCAUAUUACGGUUCCGAAAUCCACCUCACAGAAACAGGAAAAAAUUGAAAGUAAAAAAGGAGAGAGAAAGGAGGUAAUAAGAAGCAUUUAUUUAGUUAUUGAUUUAUUUUUUGGAAGAUAACUGAACUGAAGGAGUUGUGGUGGAGACGAUCUGAAUGAGAUCGAAGAAGAAAUCCAUAAUCUGCAGAGGAAAUCGUAAUGUACAAGGUAAGAAGAGGUUUUUUGCUCCAUUUAUAAGGCUUAUUUUGAUUCCAAGUGUCGGAGAAGAUUGACGGCUUACUGUUGAAGACUUGAAGUUGAUGGAAGUUAGUCAGGGAAAUUGACGAUUUAACUUGUUGCAUUGAAAGAUUCGAGUGUUGAAUUGCUGUUUACUGUUCAGACCGAAUGAAAAAGGGGCAAACAGACUGGUUUUGCUUCGAGGAAGACAAUUUCGGCGAUCAUCGAUAGAUGGCGUGGAAUUUGUGUAAGAUCUAAGGUUAGAGCAUCUGUACUGUUAAAAUGGGGGUUUUUAGUUCGGAUUUAGAGGGGAAAGCUCCCAGGCUUCCGGACCGGGACAAAGUGUAAGAAGUUUUGGAGUCAAAAGUGAAUCACUACAUUAGGAACUGCGGAGAAGUAAUUCACCUGCUAUCUUUGUUUCGAUUCUCACUGGACCAAGUUAUGGAGUCUCGGAUGGAUCAGUAUGAGAUCAUGGAGCAGAUCGGCCGGGGAGCUUUUGGCGCUGCAAUCCUUGUAAAUCACAAAUUGGAGAAGAAGAAGUAUGUUCUGAAGAAAAUCCGGCUCGCUAGACAGACCGAUCGUUGCAGGAGAUCUGCUCAUCAAGAGAUGGCUCUUAUUGCACGAAUCCAGCACCCUUACAUUGUCGAAUUCAAGGAAGCAUGGGUAGAGAAGGGCUGCUAUGUUUGCAUUGUCACCGGGUACUGUGAGGGUGGAGACAUGGCUGAGUUGAUGAAAAGAUCAAAUGGGGCAUUGUUUCCAGAGGAGAAACUCUGCAAGUGGUUCACGCAAUUGCUAUUGGCGGUCGAAUAUUUGCAUUCAAAAUUUGUUCUUCAUAGAGAUUUGAAGUGUUCCAACAUUUUUCUCACGAAGGACCAGGAUGUCCGCCUUGGGGAUUUUGGACUUGCUAAAACUUUAAAGGCAGAUGACUUGGCAUCUUCUGUUGUGGGAACUCCUAAUUACAUGUGUCCAGAACUGCUUGCUGAUAUCCCUUAUGGCUUCAAAUCUGAUAUCUGGUCUCUAGGGUGCUGUAUAUAUGAGAUGGCAGCACAUCGCCCUGCUUUUAAAGCUUUUGAUAUGGCAGGACUGAUAAGUAAGAUAAACCGUUCCUCUAUUGGUCCUUUGCCUGCAUGCUAUUCCUCCACAUUGAAAUCACUUAUCAAGAGCAUGCUGAGAAAGAACCCAGAGCAUCGGCCAAGUGCAUCCGAGAUUUUAAGGCACCCGUAUUUGCAGCCAUAUGUUGAUCAAUUCCAUAUAUCUUCUAAUCCGCCUAGUGCCUGUUCACCAGAGAAACCAAUCUCUAGUGCACAUCAUGCUCGCAAGAGCUUUGCUAAAAGUCAAAGCAGCAACAGUUCUAGCAGUGAUAAAGAUAGCCUAAUUUCAAGCGAGAAAAACAUGACAGAAUUGAGAGUCAACUGUAAUUAUAGGUCUGCUGACACAGAUAUGGUUUCAACUGAUGAUGGAAUGGACUAUGAGAAGCCUCUGUUAGGUAGUGAACAUGGUAACGACAGAUCAAAUGUCAAAACAGAUGAGGAGGUGAUGAAACCUUUUCAUGAUGCACAGGGGCCCAAAGUUGAAUCAAAGCAACCAAAAACCAUCAAGAAUAUCCUAAUGGCUCUGAAAGAAGAGGGAAAAGUAAAAGAAAACAGUUCCCCAAUGAGAGGCUACCGUUUAAAGGCUGGAGUUGUAUCAAGCCCAAAAGCUAACAUAGAAGCAUCACCAAGAAUUCCCAAAUCUAGUGCUGUUCCUUCUAGUUUCAAGCCUAAUGCAGAGAAAGCAGCAGUUGGGACGGCAAAGGGGAACAUUGAUUCUCUGAAACGAGUCGCUGGAUCACAUCCUUUGAAGCAUCCGACACCUGCCUUUGAAUUCUCACCAAAGACAAAAGCUAAAUAUGAUGGGAUGCCACCCUUAGGGGCCAUGAAACACUCUGCAGAAGAUGGACUACCUGCUAAGACAAGGCAAAAAACUCCUCCUAAUCUGGCCCAAAGAUCUUCCUUUCCAGUACAACUUAGACCUACUGGGCUUGAAACCCCAGCCGCUGUGAACAAUGACAUGAAACCAGGCUCAAGUGAUGCUACAGAAGAUCCUGAAAGGGCUUGUAAUUUGAUGCACAAUGGUUUCACUUACGGUCCACAAAUUGUAAUAAUGCCUGAAAAGACUCUAGUGGGAGCAUCCAAAGAUAUACAAACUGACAGCAGUAAUUCACUCUCAUCAUCGAAGUUGACUCUAGGUUUUGAGCAGUGCAGUGUGCUUGAAACCGCAGUCCCUGUAAACAAUGACAUGAAACCAAGCCCAAGUGAGGCUACUCACAAGCCUGAAACGACUCAUAACCUGACAUCCAAUGGUCUGACUUAUGGCCCACAAACUGUAGUAGUGUCUGAAAAGACUCUAAUGGGAGCAUCCAAAGGUAUACAGACUGACAGCAGCAACUCACUCUUGUUAUCAAAGUCGACUCAAGGUUUUCAGUGGUGCAAUGAGGUAUUCGCUGCCCCGUUGAUUGAUUUGAAGGAACAAAGCAACUCUUGUUCAUCAAACCUGAUACUUCACGAUUAUGGGGGACUCCACCAAACUAAAAGUUAUGAGGCUUAUCCAAAGGAAUGCAGCAAUUCAUUGUCAUCAUCAAAUUUGGAUGAAUGUGUUGAGCUUUGUGACGAGGUAGCUGUUGCUUCUUUAACAGAUUUAAAGGAGCACAAUAACUCUUGUUUGUCAAACCUGAUACUCUAUCAUGAUAAGAGACUUCCUCCAACUGAAAAUUCAGAGGCUCAACCAAAUAAAUACAGUAAUUCAUUGUCAUCAUCUAAGUCAACUCAAGGUUUUGAGCUUUGUGAUGAAGUAGCAGCUGCUCCUCUUACUCUUGUGAAGGAACAAAACAACUGUUAUUCAUCAAACUUGCUUCUCCUUCAAACUGAAAGUCCAGAGACUCACCCAAAGGAAUACAGCAUUUCAUUGUCUUCAUCAGAGCCGACCCAAGGUUUUGAGCUUUAUGAAAAGGUAGCAGCCGUUCCUUUGACUGAUUUGAAGGAACAGAAUGACUAUUGCCUGUCAAAUUUGAUAGUUCAUCUUGAAAAUGGACACCCUUGGAAUGAAAGUUCAGAGGAUUGUCCAUCUGGUUGCUUGGUUCCUGCUUGUCUGACCUCCGCCAGGCUGGAAACUUUGUCAGUGGAAAUCCAGGGAGAAGAUUGUAGAUCCACCUCACACUCAAUAGCAUCUGAGACAAAACUGGAUUUUCAGAAAACUUCUUCCAGUAAUAAUGAAUUGAGUUCGAGCACAGGUUUUGAGUCUUCAUUCCCAAGCUCUGACCAGGAAUAUGUCUGUAAAGAUGACGUCUCUCUAGCGAGGCCUAGAAGUAGACCAGGUAUGAUGUCCCAAUCAAACCAUCCUCCACUGAUUGACAAUGAAAAGUUUACUGUAAGAGAACUACUGUCAUCCAUGACAGAACUUACUCCUGUUGUUUCAGCUACCCAAAGGAACUCUCUUCCAGAGGUGUCUGUCAUGCCAAGUCCACUGAUUGAGAAGCCAACUGCAGCUGAUCUUACUCCAGCCUUUGAUGAUGUCAUACAUGUAAUACGGCAUAGAAGUUUCCGUGUUGGGUGUGAGCUGCCUGUGAUGGAAACCAUGGAUAUGGGGGUUCAAAAUAUGAAUGUGGGGAAGCUACCCAAUGUAGUAGAGGAAGAGGUGGAGUUGAGGGACACAACACUGCCCACGACUGAAAAAUCAUCAAAUUGCCUGGAAGACAUAUCUGUAAAAUCAAAAUUUGCAGACAGCUCCAGGUUCAAUGAUAUCAACGUGAGGAACCACAGCGAGGAAACCGAUACAAGGAAUGUUCGUGCCCCACCCACAUCAAGUCAAAAACUUGAUUGCUCUGAACCAACAAAUUCGAACUCAGAAGAGGCUACCGUUACUGGUGUGAAGGAGGAUGGGAACCUGGCAAAGGAAAUUUUGGAUGUGAAAUCUUUUAGGCAGAGGUCAGAGGCUCUUGAAGGGCUGUUAGAGCUGUCCGCUGAGUUGCUGCAACAAAAUAGGUUGGAAGAGCUUGCGGUUGUUUUGAAGCCUUUUGGGAAGGAUAAAGUCUCUCCACGUGAGACAGCAAUCUGGUUGGCAAAAAGUCUCAAAGGAAUGAUGAUUGAGGACUCUGAACGCAGUGUGUGAGCGUGGAGAGGUCUUGGCUGUAACUUGUAAGUUAUCUUGAUAUUGCGAGUCUCUCUGCUACUGUUACAUAGCCUUUUCCCCAUGGUUUCUAACCAUUCGAGUUCCAUUUGAAUUGUGAGCAGAACAGAGUUAACUCGUUUUCUCUUGUAAAUUUUUUUUAUUUUUGUAAUUUUUUUUUUUAUUAUUAUUUUUUUUAAACUGGGAGAUGAUCAUGUUAUUGUAUAUAGUGAAUUGCAUGGAAAAAUAAUCCAGUAUUUCAUCCAAAUGGGUGAAUAAGAUGUACAUAUUGAAUGUACCAAAUUAAACAGACUGUUUGGAAAGGAUGCCGCAGUGUUCACAUUUGCUCUC